Parasteatoda tepidariorum (common house spider) is the source of this 760-nucleotide messenger RNA. Lineage: Eukaryota; Metazoa; Arthropoda; Arachnida; Araneae; Theridiidae. The record is from RefSeq and is a predicted model, not a curated record.
AUGGAAGGUGUCGGAAGUGUUGCUCAGUUUGCGUUGCCUGUGAUUCCUGCACGGUUUGUGCUCACACUCUUAGGCUUCUUCGGUUACAUCAAUCUCUAUGCCAUGCGAGUAAAUCUCAGCGUGGCAAUGGUAGCCAUGGUAGGCGAGGCUCACCCAGACAAUGGAUCCAAUGAAACAGUUAUAACAUGUCCGGAGCUGAUAAUGCCAAAAAAUUUAACCAAUGAAAAUGAUAUCGAGACAUUUGGAGAAUUUGACUGGGAUUCAAAUAUUCAAGGACAAGUGAUUGGAUCUUAUUUCUAUGGAUGCAUUCUGACUCAGCUUCCGGCUGGCAUAUUGGCUGAAAUGUACGGCGCCAAGUGGAUCUAUGCUCUUUUGACAUUUUUGACACCCUUAGCUGCAAGAUGGAAUGUAUGGGCGUUGGUGCCACUGAGAGCUGCAAUAGGACUUUCUGGGGGAGUUGCCUUUCCAGCAAUGAAUGUGUUGAUUAGCAGAUGGGUGCCGAAAAUGGAAAGAAGUAGAAUAUGCACAGCUAUGAAUUUGGGAACAAUGCUGGGCACUCUCGCAACGAAUAUGGUCACUGGAAUUUUGAGUGAAAGUUCUUUCUUGGGAGGAUGGCCAUCUGUAUUUUAUAUUUGUGGCUUGAUGGGAAGUGUAUGGUUUAUUUUAUGGGCUCUAUUAAUACACGAAACCCCAGAUGAUCACCCUCGUAUAUCGAAAGAAGAACUAAUAUACAUUCAAGACGGUCUUGACCAAGCAAAAA